UUUGAUUCUCAUUUUAAUGUUAUGUUAUUAUUAUAAUUGCGAAUCUUAUUUACUUUUUCAUCUCUCAUUUUCUUAAUUGUAAAUCUAAUUUAGUUUACUAAUUAUCCACAUUCUGAUGCAGUUAUAGUGGUUUUUGGAUAGAUAAAGAAAUGGAUAAAUCUUUAUUGUUAAGUGGUGAACAAUUAUUGGAAUUAAAGUAUUCUGCCCAUGAAGAAUUCGCGGGUGAAGAUGAUAGUGACUUAUACCUCGAAGAAAGAGAAGAAGCCAUGAGAGUAACAGAAGCCGAGAAACGAAAACUUCAAAUGACAGUACCAGGAAUCAUCAAUCCUCAUGAACUACCUGAGGAAAUGUUCAACUCGAGUAAUUUGUCAAUCAAACGAGAAGAGAUUCCAUCUCCUGGUGUAAUGGUGACAAUUGAACAGGAAGUUAAUCGGCAACUUGAAGAUCGGUUUGAAUUACUUGGAAGAGAUCGAGUGAGAUCUUCUAAUGAAAUGGGAUUAGCUGAAUGGAUUCCCGAAAGUAAAUCAAGUAAAGUGAUUAGUACAAAGAAACGAUCUCCAUGGAUGGGAUUUAUGGAAAACAAUCAACUAAUGUAUUCACCUGAAGAGACAAUUUUCCUGAUGGAAUGUGAAUCUAUUCUAGUUAACUACAUGGGAGCUCAAUUAAGCCUUCAAAGUGCAUACCAAUUAAUUUUAUCGAACAAUCAACUUGGAAGAAAUUACCAAAUUUACUCUUAUUUAACUCGUUUAGGAUUCAAACUUAAAUCAUUUAAAUGUGAUGAUAAAAAAUCACUUACAAAGGAUCAAUCCAAUUCUAGUCUUGAUGUUAAGACAAUCACAGAUCAUUUGAAUGAAAAGAUCAAUCGACUUACAUACAAACCAAGUUGCAGAUCAAAUUUUAACAAUCUACAAGUGGUCGUUACUCCACUUCGAAGGCCAAUGUUUCUAAAUGGGACAAGUUUCGCUAAAACGGCAAAUUGGUCAGAGUACAAACGAUUAAUGGAACCGAGAGAAAAUUCAUCAAUCAUAUUCGAUGAAGAAUCAACCGUAUUAGAGCUUAAUGAUGACCUUCGUUCUAAGGAAAAUAUCUUGGACCAAUUACCGAAUUCAAGUUUAAUCGACCACAACAAUGGCCUUAAACCGCUAAUUGAUCAGACAAAAAUUAUCGACAUUAAUAAGUUACAUGAGAUAAUUAAAAUCGCCGGACCUCAAGAGCAAAAUCUUCAUCAACUGUUACCAUCAUCUAAAUGCAAACUUGAGAUAAAUUAUCAAGUUUUCAUGGGAAAUGUUAAAAAUUUCAAUUCAACUAAACCAGACAAUUGUUUAAUCAUCACUAAUGAACAAUUUACUCCGAUGAUCCAAGAAUUAAUUUCUCUGGAUGAAAACUGUAACGAAUCGACUCCAAUUUUUGCCGUCAACUCACAUUCGGAAUUUAAUUUCAAUACAUUGCAACAUUUUCACCUCUGGGAAGAGAUUCCAACCUUUUGGGAUUCGAGUUUAAAUCAUUGAAUUAAGUUAGCGAAAAAUUUUAACGAAAACUGAAAAAUUUGAUCAACAAUCAAUCUUCAAAUUAAAAGGACUAACAAUUAAGCCGAGAAAAUGGUAGAAUAAAUAAAUCUUAUUAAUA
Molecule: messenger RNA, 1626 nt
Organism: Panonychus citri (citrus red mite)
Lineage: Eukaryota; Metazoa; Arthropoda; Arachnida; Trombidiformes; Tetranychidae
Exons: 5
Coding region: 150-1508 (452 amino acids)
Biological process (GO): tRNA-type intron splice site recognition and cleavage
Cellular component (GO): tRNA-intron endonuclease complex
Source: RefSeq, a predicted model, not a curated record